UCCACUCCAAACCGAUAGGGGGCAACAAGAAAUGACAUGGAUGGGGAAUUCGGGGAGGCGAGAGAGUACAACAAGGAAGCAUCUAAGUUGCCGAGUCUCUGAGAAGAUGGUGCUCAAAGAGAUUCCCACCGAGAACAUCGCCCGGCCGUUGGGUCGGAAUGAAGUAAUAGGACUUUUAUUCCGGCUGACUAUAUUUGGAGCAGUCACCUACUUCACCAUUAAGUGGAUGGUCGACGCCAUUGACCCCACCAGAAAGCAGAAGGUUGAGGCGCAGAAGCAGGCUGAGAAGCUCAUGAAGCAGAUUGGAGUGCAGAAUGUCAAGCUGUCAGAGUACGAGAUGAGCAUCGCUGCUCACCUGGUGGAUCCUCUAACCAUGCAGAUUACCUGGAGCGACAUUGCUGGUCUGGAUGACGUCAUCAAUGAACUCAAAGACACGGUCAUACUGCCCAUCCAGAAAAGACACCUGUUUGAGGGAUCCAGGCUGCUUCAGCCCCCUAAAGGCGUGCUACUGUAUGGCCCGCCAGGCUGUGGCAAGACGCUGAUCGCCAAGGCAACGGCCAAAGAGGCGGGCUUCCGCUUCAUCAACCUGCAGCCGUCCACCUUGACGGACAAGUGGUACGGCGAAUCCCAGAAGCUGGCGGCCGCGGUCUUCUCCCUGGCCAUAAAGCUGCAGCCCUCCAUCAUUUUCAUCGACGAGAUAGACUCGUUCCUGAGAAGCCGGUCCAGUUCAGACCACGAGGCCACAGCCAUGAUGAAGGCCCAGUUCAUGAGCCUGUGGGAUGGGCUGGACACAGACUACAACUGCCAGGUGAUCAUUAUGGGGGCCACCAAUCGUCCUCAGGACCUGGACUCUGCCAUUCUCAGGAGGAUGCCCACCCGCUUCCACAUCAACCAGCCUAACGUCAGACAGAGGGAAGAAGUGCUGAAGCUCAUCCUGGAGAACGAGAGCGUGGACACGGAGGUUGACCUGGGCGACAUCGCCAAGGACACGGACGGCUUCUCGGGGAGUGACCUCAGGGAGAUGUGUCGCGACGCGGCGCUGCUCUGCGUGCGAGACUUCAUCCACAACAGCCACAUCAACGACAGUCUGGAUGAGGACCACAUACGGCCCAUCCAGCAACAGGACCUGCAGAAAGCCUUCCAGAAGAUGAAGAAGUCCAAGUCUGCGGGGGGCCAGGGCGUCCUUAUGCACGCUGCGCUGGACUGAGCUAGCCUGGGGGGGGGGGGGGAGCUGGGGGCUGUAGUACCUGGGGAAUGACCAAGCAGGACCCCCACAUACCUAGCCAGCUAGCUAUCAGUCACUCACACAUGGCUAUAUAUAGCUCUCUGCUAUGUGGGGCCUGCAGUGUUCACCUGGUAAACUUGCUUUGUGACAUAUGGAACAUUCCUGGGGGGUUCAGUCCAUCACCCACAAAUAACAGGGAUAUCACUUAAUACUAUCUGACCUGUUUGUGUCUAUACACAUUGGACUGUGAUGUAGGUGGAUAAUCUCACUAUCACUGCUGUCCUCCUAAUCUGAUAUCGUCAUAACCAGCGUUCAUCCCAGUUGACUGGAUGUUCAGGUCAGGUAUUACUAUGUGAUUCUGCUGAUGGGUCAUGGGCCGUUUGGACACCUUCUGUGGCAGGACCGUGGCGUGUUGAGACUGUAGUCCUCCCUGGUGAUCUAGCCGACCCACUCACCACAGCAAUACUGGUCUAGCCCCCCCCCCAGCCCCUUCACACAUGCACACACACACACACACACACACACCCAUCAUCCUACUUAGAAGAACUGAACUGAUAAGAACUAUGCUGACCCCCAUGCUAUGGUGUUCACCUGCUCUCCACCUGCUCUCCUCCAGAAGGCUUUGCUGGAGGGGUGUGGCGUGGAGGCGGGGCUUGUUCCGUUGGGCAUGGAAGGCUGUUUUAGUUCGAGAUGCGUCGAAUCUCCACAGGAGGUUUGGAACAUCAGGACUAAGGACACGUUCAGUUGAAGCUCUUGAAGAACGUUGUACAUAUGUCAAAAAAAAGGAAUGUCGUGAAUAUAAUGUGCCACUUUUUUUUUUAAAUCACUUUUAACUGUGGGGUGUGUUCUUCAAACGAGGCGCAGUUCUUGUUUUUCUGUUUAGUCGGUCAGAGCUGCUUGUAUAGCACGUCAGGUUCUUGCGUUGGACUAAUACGAAUAAUUUAUAUCAUGCAUGUUACUUUUUUUGUUCUAGACUACAUUGUGGAACGCAGUGUCUCUUUCUGCUGUUAGUGGUCAACAGGACAAAGGGACAAACUACAUGCUCCAGGCAGGUUUACAGCUCCAUGGCCUUUUGGUCGUUCAUAAUGACGCAGUGCUAGCCUGGCCGGGCUGUACCAUAGCUGAUAGCUAGCUGAUGUUGCUAGGUAGUAGUUGUAGGUGGUGAAUUGAAAGGCCAGAGCCUACAUAGUCGUUACAGGUAUUUAUUCAUCACGUGUCUUGAGGAACUGGUCAGACGAGUUGGUUUGUGUGGAUGUGGUUAUGAGUGGCCAAGCUGUUUCUUUGUGUUUGUACCGGCUAGGUAGCUGACCACACAGUUGGACGCCCUCACAGCUGGAAGUGGGAUCAGUCGUGUGUAUGUGCGUUUCAUCGAGCCAGCCAAUCAGCUCUCAGCACUCCGCCCUCCUCCCCCUCUGUUGUUGUUGAAGACAGAUGUUGGUUAAGGGCAGAGUGAGUGACAGCUGCAUGUAUGCCUCUUCCCCUGCCCUGCCUCUCCCCCUGCCUCUGCCUAUUGCCCUGCCUCUGCCCUGCUCUCUCCCCCUGCCCUGCUCUUUCCCUCUGCCUCUUCUCCUGCCCUUCCUAUCCCUCAGCCUCAUCUCCUGCCCUGCCUCUCCCCCAGCCUCAUCUCCUGACCUGCUUCUUCACCUGCUCUGCCUCUUCUCCUGCCUCUCCCUCUGCCCUGCCUCUCUUCUGGUCUGGCCAUACAUCAGCAUGAUCAGGCUCAUCAGCCUGUCAUGAAUGGUUGAUCAUUGUAACGGUCAGUAGAACCAGGCUAAUGGAAGGUAGAGAACCUACGGAACAUGAUUUUCCUGUGCGUCUCAGAGAUUAGCAUCUGUUCACUGUACAUUUAAUACAAUGUCAUAUGGAUAAUUUGCCAAUGAAUGUGGAUGACAUGGAUGAGCAAUAUCUCCAUUGACAUUCUCUGUGUGUGAGAGAGAGUGUAGAGAAUUAUGUUAAGUUUUGACUUAUUUUAUAUUUACUUGUAUGUGGAUAUGUAAUAUAAUGUUGUUAAGAUGUUUCUGAAUUUGAUUAACAACAAAUUUGAAGUAUUGUCUGAAUUUUUGUUUCAGACAAUUUUACGUUAACAUGGAGAUGUUUGAGUCUGGAUUCUGAUGAAUGCUGAAAUAAAACAAUACAUUUGAA
Molecule: messenger RNA, 3367 nt
Organism: Hypomesus transpacificus
Lineage: Eukaryota; Metazoa; Chordata; Actinopteri; Osmeriformes; Osmeridae
Gene: atad1b
Product: ATPase family AAA domain containing 1b
Exons: 10
Coding region: 32-1207 (391 amino acids)
Cellular component (GO): mitochondrial outer membrane
Molecular function (GO): ATP hydrolysis activity; ATP binding
Source: RefSeq, a predicted model, not a curated record